Molecule: messenger RNA, 1842 nt
Organism: Odobenus rosmarus divergens (Pacific walrus)
Lineage: Eukaryota; Metazoa; Chordata; Mammalia; Carnivora; Odobenidae
Gene: KRT1
Product: keratin 1
Exons: 11
Coding region: 1-1842 (613 amino acids)
Biological process (GO): intermediate filament organization; keratinization
Cellular component (GO): keratin filament
Molecular function (GO): structural constituent of skin epidermis
Source: RefSeq, a predicted model, not a curated record
AUGAAUCGAAACUUUAGUUCUAGGUCUGGGUUCCGGAGCGGAGGGGGCUUCAGCUCUGGCUCUGCCGGAGUGUUCGGCUUCCAACGCAAGACCACUAGCAGCUCUGUGCGCCACGGCGGGGGAGGUGGUGGGAGAUUUUCAGGGGGAAGAUGUGGAGGUGGUGGUGGUGGCGGUGGUUUUGGAAGUCGAAGCCUUGUCAACCUUGGUGGCAGUAAGAGUAUCUCCAUAAGCGUGGCCAGAGGAGGUGGACGUGGUGGUUUUGGUGGUGGUUAUGGUGGUGGUGGCUUUGGGGGUGGUGGUUUUGGUGGCGGCGGCUAUGGAGGUUUUGGCAGUGGAGGUGGUUUUGGUGGAGGUGGUUUUGGUGGAGGUGGUUUUGGUGGAGGCGGUUUUGGUGGAGGCGGUUUUGGUGGAGGCAGUUUUGGGCCUGUCUGCCCCCCUGGUGGCAUACAGGAAGUCACCAUCAACCAGAGCCUUCUGCAACCCCUUAAUGUGGAGAUUGACCCUGAGAUCCAAAAAGUAAAGACUCAAGAAAGGGAGCAAAUCAAGUCGCUGAACAACCAAUUUGCCUCCUUCAUUGACAAGGUGCGGUUCUUGGAGCAGCAGAACCAGGUGCUGCAAACAAAAUGGGAGCUGCUGCAGCAGGUAGACACCUCCACUCGGACCCACAGCUUAGAACCCUACUUUGAGUCCUACAUCAACAAUCUUAGAAGGAGAGUGGACCAACUGAAGAAUGACCAGUCUAGGAUGGAUUCGGAAUUGAAGAACAUGCAAGACCUGGUGGAAGAUUACCGGCACAAGUAUGAGGACGAGAUCAACAAGCGGACAAAUGCAGAAAAUGAAUUUGUUACCAUCAAGAAGGAUGUGGAUGCUGCUUAUAUGACUAAGGUGGACCUUCAGGCCAAAGUUGACAACUUGCAGCAGGAAAUUGAUUUCCUCACAGUGCUCUACCAGGCAGAGCUGUCCCAGAUGCAGACUCAAAUCAGCGAAACCAAUGUCAUCCUGUCCAUGGACAAUAACCGCAGCCUGGACCUGGACAGCAUCAUCGCUGAGGUCAAAGCUCAGUAUGAGGAGAUUGCCCAGAAGAGCAAGGCUGAGGCUGAGGCGCUGUACCAGACCAAGUAUGAAGAGCUCCAGAUAACUGCUGGCAAGCAUGGGGACAAUCUGAAAAGUACAAAGAUGGAGAUUUCAGAGCUGAAUCGGGUGGCCCAGAGACUGCGAUCUGAAAUUGAUAGUGUCAAGAAGCAGAUCUCCACGCUGCAGCAGUCCAUCAGUGAUGCCGAGCAGCGUGGUGAGAAUGCCCUCAAAGAUGCCCAGGGCAAGCUGGCCGAGCUAGAGGACGCCCUGCAGAAGGCCAAGGAGGACAUGGCCCGCCUGCUGCGUGACUACCAGGAGCUGAUGAACACCAAACUGGCCUUGGACAUGGAGAUCGCCACCUACAGAACCCUUCUGGAAGGAGAGGAAAGCAGGAUGUCUGGAGAGUGUACCCCGAACGUGAGCGUGUCUGUGAACACCAGCCACACCACCAUCAGUGGAGGUGGUGGCCGAGGAGGCGGGGGUUUCGGUUCCGGAGGCGGCGGCAGCGGCGGCGGCUAUGGUUCUGGAGGCGGCAGUUACGGCUCCGGAGGUGGGGGCAGUGGCGGCUACGGCUCUGGAGGUGGCGGUGGCGGCGGCUACGGCUCCGGUAGCAGCAGUGGGGGCCACAGAGGCGGCUCUGGAGGGGGCAGCUGGGGUUCUGGAGGGAGCUCCGGAGGCCGGGGAUCCAGCUCUGGGGGUACCAAAACCUCUAGUGGCAGUUCCAGCGUGAAGUUUGCUUCCACCAGCUAUUCCAGAGCAGUCAGAUAA